AGCACGGAGCGGAGACACCGGAGACACCGGGGGGAGGCUGUCCGAGGGCCGGAGAGGGCGAGGAGGCUGCUGCCGACGGAGACCAGGAUGGGCGACAUUGCAGAGGACGAGGCGAGCUUCUACUCCAACGCCGAGGACUACUGGAGGGACGUUGCUCCCACCGUGGACGGGAUGCUGGGAGGCUACGGCAGCAUCUCCAGCAUCGACGUCAACGGAUCCAAGGCCUUCCUGCAGAAGUUCCUCGGGGACGGUGAGGGGAAGACGGGCUCCGGCUGCGCUCUGGACUGCGGCGCCGGUAUCGGUCGGAUCACCAAGCGGCUGCUGCUGCCGCUGUUCAAGACGGUGGACCUGGUGGACGUGACGCAGGAGUUCCUGGACAAAGCCAGGCCCUACCUGGGAGAGGAAGGGAAGCGGGUCGGGAACUACUUCUGCUGCGGCCUGCAGGACUUCAAGCCGGAGGUGGGACGCUACGACGUGAUCUGGAUCCAGUGGGUCAUCGGUCACCUGACCGACGACCACCUGGUGGACUUCCUGCGCCGCUGCCAGAAGGCUCUGCGUCCCAACGGCCUCGUGGUCAUCAAGGACAACGUCUCGUACGAGGGCGUCGUCCCCGACGAGGUGGACAGCAGCGUCUGCCGGGACAUGGACAUCUUACGCCGCCUGGUGGACCGAGCCGGACUCCGCAUCGUCCACGAGGAGCAGCAGAAGGACUUCCCCAAAGAGAUCUACCAGGUCCACACGCUGGCGCUGAGGUAGAGCCGGAGCGUCCUGGAGCUGUUAAAGCCAGAGACACGGUUGUUCUGGACUCCUCAUCGGACUGACGUGAUUGGACGGCUGCUGGACUUGGCCCGGCUGCGUCCUGGAGUUUGUACAGAACCACCGGUUUUAACGAGAACAACGUCCAGGUUCUGGCUUCUGGACACGUUCCUGCUUUUAUCUGGUUGUUUACUGAAACGUUUGAGCUGCAGAUGUGACACGAGGCCGUUUACAGACAGAACCUCUGCUGACGGACUGAUUAGUGAUUCUAAUUAAAACAUCAUUAAUGAAGAA
Molecule: messenger RNA, 1050 nt
Organism: Stegastes partitus (bicolor damselfish)
Lineage: Eukaryota; Metazoa; Chordata; Actinopteri; Pomacentridae
Gene: ntmt1
Product: N-terminal Xaa-Pro-Lys N-methyltransferase 1
Exons: 4
Coding region: 88-756 (222 amino acids)
Biological process (GO): N-terminal protein amino acid methylation
Cellular component (GO): cytoplasm
Molecular function (GO): N-terminal protein N-methyltransferase activity
Source: RefSeq, a predicted model, not a curated record